UUAUAAAUUUUACUACACCUUUUGGAUUUUAGGCUGUGGCUGGUGCAGAUGCUAGAGCAUGGCCAAGAAGGGAGGAGUGCAACAGUUGCAAGCGGAUCUGCAGAACAAUGAGGAUUUUGAAAAGUUCCUGGAACGUCCCGGCCUUUUGGUGCUCGACGUGUAUUCUGAGUGGUGUGGCCCCUGUCUGGGCAUGGUGGGCGGCCUGCGCAAGAUCAAGCUGGAGAUGGGUGGCGACAAUCUGCAGUUGGCCAUUUGUAAAUCGGAUUCCAUUACGGCCCUGAAGCGUUUCAACAAGAAGAGCGAACCCACAUGGCUAUUUGUAACCGGUGGCAGGGCAGUGAACAUCAUGUUUGGCACGGAUGUGCCCAAGCUGAUGUCCCUGCUCGGCAAAGAACUGGAAAAGACCAUGCAAAAGGCACCUCGGCUUGUCACCUAUGGCAUCGACGAGCUGCAGCCCAUCGAAGUGGAGCAACUACGCGUCAAAAACGAGUCCACGCAGCUUGUGGAGCGCAUUGAGCGCGAGGCCAAGGAGAAGAAGCAAUUGGAUUACCUCACCUAUGUGACGGACACCAUUCUCGAGAAUAUACCGGACAUUGGGGUCACAGUCUUUGGGCCGCAAGUCAAUCGUGAUAUGUUCAAGAAGCUGCAAGAGCCCGCCGAGCCACUCAAAAUGCAGUGCAAGGACCGAAAGGUCAUCCAAGUGUCGGCCGAACAGUUCGAUAUUGUGAACUUUGCCUGCAAGAAUCCACUGCCGCACGAUGUCAUCGAGCAGUUGGAUGGCAAGGAGCUGCUGAUGUGCUUCUGGAAGAUCGAUGAAACCAUCGGCUCGGUGCCCAAUGUCCUGGCGGCGUAUGCCCACGAGCUGACCAAAGAGCGGGUGGCGCCACCCAACGAAGAAUUCGAUGAGGAGCAUGUCAUUCCCCCCAUUAUAUCGCCCAUGAAGAUCAAGGUCGAGGUGGAACUGGAAGAGGGCGAAGAAUGGGUCGAGGAGAUAAGCUCCGAAGAGGAUGCCAAGAAGUACGCGGCCAAGCCAAAGGCCAAGUCCAUCAUCAAUUUCGCAGAGGAUGCCGUGGCAGUCGACGACGAGGGCGACGAUCUGGAUGGCGAAGAGGAAGGCAGCGAGGAGGAUCUUCCCGAGCUGGAUAUCAGGCAAUCCAUGGCCAAUUUGGGUAUAGACUUGGACCUGGAUCUGGAUCUGGACGACAGUGGCGAAGAGGAGGAGGAGUUCGUCGAGGAGGUGAUUGCCAAGCCACUGAUUCGCACCAGAACGGUGAAAAUGCCACCGGUGUGGGUGCCCAACAAUAGGCGAACGCAUGCCGCGCUCGUUUAUAUGUUCUUCCGGAGCCAGACGAGCGGCUUCUUGCCGCCAGAUCCCAAGCCGGAACCGCCCCAUGUCAUCAUGGCCUUCGAUGCUUCCAAGCGGCGGGAUAUUCUGAAUGUGGUGGAUCGCCACAAGUCGGAGGUGCCUGCCUAUGGCUUCUUCACCUCCGAUGAUCCGGAUGAGACCAGGCUGCUGGCCACCUCAACAGAUCGUUACGAUAACAGCGACGAAAUAUCUCCGAACGACAAGAUCGUGCUGAAGGUCACCAAGGUGCAGUCGAACAUGAUGCUCUCGCUGGUGUCGUAUGGACCCAGCUAUGUCAGUCCCAAUGUCACUGCCGGGCGGGAGGAGGGCCUCAAGUUCUUCUCGGAGAACUAUAAGCAGCAAGCGGAUGUACCAGAAAAAGAAGACGAUGACAAGAAGAAGAAACGAAAGGGCAAGAAGACUGAAGAAGAUCAAGUCCGGGAGUCGCGUGAUGUACCAGAGCCACCUCCAGCUAAGGCAGCGCCGCCCAAGGAAGAAGCACCACCACCACCACCACCCGAAGGCCCCGAAGGAGAAGCAGCACCAGGCGAAGCACCCACAGGCGAAGCACCCACAGGCGAAGCACCCACAGGCGAAGCACCCACAGGCGAAGCACCCACAGGCGAGACCGCAGCUCCGGCCGAGGGAGAGGCGGCUGCACCGCCAGCCGAGGGUGAGUCGGCUCCGGCUCCAGCUCCGGCAGAGGGCGAGGCCGUUGCUGCACCGGCGGAAGGGGCAGCACCUGCUGAAGCUGCGCCAGCAUCGGAAGCACCACAAGAAGCCCCCCCACCAGCGCCGGAAGCGGCCCCAGAGGCACCCAAAGAAGAAGCACCAUCGGCCCCGGAACCAGCACCUGAGGCGGCACCCGCACCAGAGGCCGUACCCGAGCCAGCUCCAGAGCCAGCUCCUGAGCCAACUGCAGAGCCCGAGGCGCCUGCAGAAGUUGCUGCAGCUGAAUAACAAAUUGUUGUUAAACUUAAAUUCUCUGUAUUAAAAUUAUCUGAUCUCAUAAAA
This is a messenger RNA of Drosophila persimilis, 2359 nucleotides long. RefSeq names its product actin cytoskeleton-regulatory complex protein pan1. Lineage: Eukaryota; Metazoa; Arthropoda; Insecta; Diptera; Drosophilidae. Bases 59 to 2305 code for a protein of 748 amino acids. The transcript is spliced from 7 exons. The record is from RefSeq and is a predicted model, not a curated record.